Messenger RNA from Rubroshorea leprosula, 489 nucleotides. Lineage: Eukaryota; Viridiplantae; Streptophyta; Magnoliopsida; Malvales; Dipterocarpaceae. The record is from the annotation of a GenBank genome assembly.
AACCAGAGAUCGGACUUGAAAAAGAUUUGUGGGGGUUGCGCGUCGUGUCUUCGCUUUGAGUUUGUGAUGGUUACAUUGUUUAAGAGCAAUGCUAGGGGCACUUGCCUCCUGCACUCUCCGGCCAACACUUUCUCUUUUAUUGGGCCACGUUAUUUUGGUUCCCAGAAGUUCCGCCUGAAAGUUUUAAAGAAGCUUACGUGGCCCAAUGCAAGGGGAAGUGUUGGCCGGAGAGUGCAAAAAGCGGGUGCCCCUAGCACUGCUCAUUGUUUAAUUUUCUCCUGUUUCGUUUACCGGUCAACGGAAAGCCGAACGCAACAAGGCUUUCCUCUUUCGUCUCACUCGGCAGUCGCCCGCCAGGAAAUAGACACCAUAUUGUAGGAUGGCUAAAACCAACUUUAGCCCCUCAUCAUAUAAAAUUGGUAAGUUUUAGUCUCUAACAUUAUAAUAUGACACUUUUAGCUCUUUACCUUAUAAAGUUAAUAGGUUUUA